GUUCGAUCUGUCUCGGUGUAUAGAGGCGUACGAUUAAACACAUAAAGAGAAAGGGAAGAAUGAGGGGUGUCAGGAAAAAAAGGAACAGAAUUACUGUAUACCGCGAAAGAUUCACCUUGUGUUGACGGUCGUGUGAUUUUUCUCUAAAACGCGCGUUUACGUUUCUUAGCUCAAUUGUAAUAUGCCAACUAAAUACGAUCUGACGUUAACAAUCUAUUCGUCUAACAUAACCUCAAACUCUCCAAGGUUAUAGUCUAAUUAUAGUUGUAUACUUUCGGGAUCCCGAAAGACCCGUACAUUGUAGAAAACUUUCGGGAUCCCGACGCAUAUUAUACUUUCGGGAGCCCGUCCGAUUCCGCCCGACUUUUACCGAUCCUGACUCGAACCUCGGGAUCUCGUCAUUUUCGACGUUGAUGCAUUAAAGUCAAAUGUGCCGAAUGUGUGAAAGAAGAUUUGCACCGUCGCGACAGAUGUUUAGACGCUUCAUAGUUCUGCUUCACACGCAAGUUGCACUUUCCAAGAAGUCCAAAGAUAUGCUCCAAGUACUUGAAGUACAUUUUCAUUGAGCAGCUCUCAACAUCCAUUAACACGUUCAACAGUUUCCGCACAAUAGAAACAGGGAAAUUAUUUCUACUAACACUGUCUCUAACAAACGCAGAAACUUUUCAUGGAAAAGCGAAGAACUUGAGCAAAGUAAUGUUCAGCCUUUGAAGACCGUCGUAUACUGCCACGUCGAGCGGAUGACUGGUAUACCAAUUCCGUAACGUACAGCCGGACUCAGAUGUGUAUGAUGAAAGGGACUUGUUAGUAUGCUGGAUAAGUGGCGACUUCAUGCGUCCGGUACGUCGCCAUGCACUCUGAUUUUCGUGGUCGCCUUGGCACUGACUGGCUUCUCCUUCUGGCUUCACAUCGACAGCUCCGGUUCACCGACGCCGUACAGCAGCGUCGUGUCGGCACCGGGAUAUCUAUUAAUCCUUCCCAAGAACGUGAUAGCCUCCCCGCAGCCAUACUUAUUGCACGAACUUCCGUUCGGUGACAGAUCCACCCUGAUCGACUUAAAGGACUUCCGGUUCACGAUCAACCAUGACCCGUGUAACCGGACGCAUCCGUUGCUGCUGAUGUUGGUCCACUCAGCUCCCGAGAACUUCGUUAAGAGGAACGUAGUCAGGGAGACCUGGGGUCAGCAAUCACCGGACGUGGCGCUCCUUUUCUUCAUCGGCUCGUCUAAUGAAUACCAGGCGAUGUUGGAAGAGGAAAAUAGGAAAUACAAAGAUUUGAUACAAGGCAACUUUCUCGAUGAUUACAGAAACAUGACUUACAAGCAUGUUAUGGCAUUGAAAUGGGCUACGUAUCACUGUCCAAGUGCCAAAUAUAUAUUAAAAUUAGACGACGAUGUUUUUGUUCAUAUACCCGCCAUGCUGGAUUUCUUAACGCGUUAUCUCUCACCAUGGGGAGCCAGACGAUUGAUCCUUUGCGAUCUCGUCCCCACAGGUACUGUCAAGAGAUCUUGGCGUUCUAAGUGGAGAGUCUCCCCCCAAGAAUAUCCUGGUAGACAUUAUCCUGCAUAUUGUGCCGGAUGGGGUAUACUUUACUCGCCUGAUAGCGUAUUUCUUUUGUAUCGCGAGGCACAGAAAGAGCCAUACUUCUGGAUCGAUGAUGUUCAUAUUACCGGAACAUUAGCUAAGAAAGUAAAUUUAACACAAACGUCUCUACAUUACUUGGUGCUAACCAAUGAGAACAUGCAGAACCUUCUAUCUAAUCCGAGUUCUCAUAGGGAGUUUCUGUUUGGACCUCCGAAUCUCACGGAAAACGAAAUAAGAGCCUUACAGAGUAUGGUUACUAAACCACGGCCUAGCAGCGAAAGCCUAUUAAAUUGAAACAUUUCGGAUAAUUUGAAAAAAUUUAUGCAUCUGUUACCAUUUUUAUUUUUGAAGUAAUUUUUUUGUAAAGAAAUCUUAUAACAUUAGACAUUUCUCUUUUUCUAUUUCAAUAAGUUUGGAAUGAAAAUAACACGAUAGAGUUUUGGUAUUGUAGCGGCCAUCAUCUCACCCUUGCCACUAGAUAAUUCCAACUUCAAGGAGGUUCGAGAACUUUCUCGCAAGUCCUCGGAAAACCUCCGCUUCCUAUACACGUAUACACAAUUUCCCGACUUUCCAAUAAUAUCCCAGUCUAAGGCAGGACCUGCUAGGGUAGCCUUACUGAUGGGCCCGAGACGAAACGCAUCCCUUCCUUUUCCUUUUGCCCCUUUUAGUACUACCGACAUAACGAGCAUACCUGCGACCUGCCGACUUCAACAACCGUGGGGGAGGACCCCUCUAUAGUAUUUUAUAAAAUUUUGUAUAAGAGAUUUGAGAGAUAAAAAUGACAGAUGCAUAAAUGUUUUUCUUAUAUAAUGCAACAAAGAAUCUCAAAUAUUUGAUAUUUUGCGCACUUUUCAUUCGUAAGUUAGGAUGUCUUAAAAAUUAAAACUUCUUGUUCUUAUACCGUGAUUCGUUGUUUAGAUUUGAUUCGGAUAAAAUUCUAAUUCUAAGUUCCUUGAACUAUUAUUC
Messenger RNA from Eufriesea mexicana, 2549 nucleotides. Its product is annotated as beta-1,3-galactosyltransferase 5. The record is from RefSeq and is a predicted model, not a curated record. Gene Ontology annotation, biological process: protein O-linked glycosylation. Bases 810 to 1877 code for a protein of 355 amino acids. Gene Ontology annotation, cellular component: Golgi membrane. The transcript is spliced from 5 exons. Gene Ontology annotation, molecular function: hexosyltransferase activity. NCBI's taxonomy places the organism in Eukaryota, Metazoa, Arthropoda, Insecta, Hymenoptera, Apidae.